Molecule: messenger RNA, 704 nt
Organism: Prosopis cineraria
Lineage: Eukaryota; Viridiplantae; Streptophyta; Magnoliopsida; Fabales; Fabaceae
Exons: 2
Coding region: 20-490 (156 amino acids)
Source: RefSeq, a predicted model, not a curated record
UUGUAAAUUAUAACUGUCCAUGUCCAUGGCGAUUGUAGAGGGACGUGAAUCCAAGCCCAAGUUCCCAGAAGUUUCUCGCUUUGUGUCAAUGGCCGGUGUGGGCAUAAUCCCAACCCAAUCUUUGCUUUUCUCGGGAACCAAACACUCUCUCCAUCUUCCUUCCAGAAGGAGAGGCGUUGCGGCAGUACGAGCUGAAAGUAUGACGAUCGAGAAAUUAGGAAUCAAGAUAGAGAGAAAUCCUCCUGAGGACAAACUUACACAACUUGGCGUUAAGCAAUGGCCCAAGUGGGGAUGCCCUCCGAGCAAAUUCCCAUGGACUUAUGAUGCCAAGGAGACAUGCUAUCUGUUGGAAGGGAAAGUGAAGGUGACACCCAGUGGGUCAAAUGAAGCUGUGGAGAUUGGUGCUGGUGACUUGGUUGUGUUCCCAAAAGGGAUGAGUUGCACUUGGGAUGUCUCUGUUGGAGUGGACAAGCACUAUAAAUUUGACUAAAAUAAAAAAAUUCCAUUUCCAUUAGGGAUUCCUUAUAUAUACACACUAAAAGAUUUAAUUAUUAGCUUGCUGUGAGCUGGUUUCAAGAUAGGCACUCUGAGGUAAGUUAUAUGAGCAUUUGUAGCUGUGUUAAGACUUGAUCACUAGAGUGAAGACUUGGCUUCUUCAUUGCCGGUUGUUAAUGGGCAUGCGAUUCUGUCUGUCUUGAUUGAAA